AUGUCAUCCGAUGACCUGUCUCAGUACUUAAGAGUCUGGGCAGACAAACAAGGUAUAGACCAAGAAUUUAUCAGUGUUGUUCAAAAUGAAAACAUCGAUGGAGAAGUACUGUUCGAAAUGACACAGGAUGAGAUAAACGACUUGUUCCCUGCCAUGAGCUUUGGUUACAAGAAGAAACUGUUCUUACUCAGCAAGCACGAAGGAAGAUCAAGGCUAAGCAGUGACUCACCAGAAAGAGAAGAAUUCGAAGAAGAGUUUUUGGCUGAAUUUAACAAAGCCACAAAGCCCACAACUUCAUAUCGGCGAUAUGGUCUUAUCCGUGACAAGUGCAAAUCUGUCACUAAUUUAAUUGACCGUGUCAGUCGAUUUGUACCAGCACAGGAUAAGACUGGAGAGGAUCUUCUCUCACAGAUUUCCAUGGAAACUGUCCGCUUUGCUGCCGCCUGUAUUAACAGUCGCACAAACGGAACAAUUCAUUUUGGCAUUUCUGAUGAAGGAGAAAUACAAGGCAUAGCUGUGGACAAAGAUAGGACUACAUCAGAAGUGAAGAAAAUGCUGCGAGCAAGAAUCUUUUCAGAUCAGCGUACCAUGGUGGACCGAUGUGUUAGACCUCCCAGGUUUGUUGAAGUCAUUCAAGCUGAAAAUGACCUUCCUUUAUGCGUGGUGGAGGUUGAUGUUGUCCCCCUUCAUUCAAUAGUGGGCGACGAAGCAGUUUUUCUUUCCAUCUCGAAUGGACCUCGGUUAACAAAAAACAAAAGUACUAAGCUGUACAUUUUCAAAGGAGAUACAGUUUCUGAACUCACAGGAGAUGGCAUCCGCAAGUAUAUGUCGGAGAAGUGUAGGUUUUCUGAACAAAGACGCCAGGAAGAGGAUACAUUUGUCAAUAAGCAGAAGAAAUCACGUGUACCUAAUCUACGUGACAAAUUUAUUGAGCUGUUUUGUGACGGAACUGAAACUCUAGACGAUGGCAUAUAUCCGUUACUACUGUGUGGCAAACCCGACGAAAAAUCACGCCGCCAUAUAACAGCGGAAAAUUUUCACUUCUUGAAAAUGAUCGAGUGGCAAAUGAUAAUGGAUUUGGACGACAAGGCUAGUAAGGACAGCCUAUAUGGUGUUUAUGAAGAACAACAGGGUAAGACCACUCGAACGUUAACGUCGGAUGAGUUUGAUCCCCGUCUGUCCAAAGAGAGCGGGGAUCGUUUGGAGGAAAUAACCAACUCAAGUCUCCCACCGUGGAUGUUUCUUAAUGGCUACGCUUUGCAAGAUCAGAAGGCAUUAUCUCCUCUCGACUGGAAGGCCGAAAGGUUCACCAAUUUUAAAGAGGUCCUGAGGCAUUUCUACACUGCCAUUCCCAAGGACCGGGCAGUUGUUAUGAUCUUACUGUUGUCCAAAGAUUAUGGAGUCAUGGUGGAUAUUCUUGCAGACGAAAUUUACACAAAAUUUCAAGAUCAGUGGAUUGUCAUUGCAGAAGAUGGGGCGAUAGCUGAUCCUCUGAAAAAAGAAUUGUUGAGACGUAAUGUGCACAAAUCAACUGUGGAGAAUAGAUUUCUGGUGGGAAUUCCUUGGAAGCAUGUGUCUGAGCUUGUAAAACAAUUGAAGGGUCCAGCAGACGAACAUAGAUGUUUACUGCCAACUUCAACAGGGGCUCCAUGUCAUCUCAAAGAAAAAGUUAAAAAUAGCCUUACCGACAUUGACAUUUUAAGUCUGAACCAGUGUCAAGAAUCAGAGUUUCAAGAUACACCUGAAAAACUUCAGGAAAAACAAAGAACCGAAGAAGAGCAAUUUUAUAAGGGAAAUGAAGUUUCUUGGUGGAAUUUUUGGUUCAAGAAUCACGUUUGUCAGCGAAAGGAACUUAGCAAACUGACACAUCAAGUUAAGGUUUCUCUGCAAGGAGACAUUCGAGGUGGCGAUAAAGUAGGACGAGUCCAUCUGUACCACCAACCGGGAGCAGGAUGUACAACUCUAUCAAAGCACGUUCUUUGGGAUUGCAGGUCUACAUAUCGCUGUUGCAUUGUCAAACGGAUCUCGGAACAAACUUGUGCACAAAUUGCAAAACUCUACGCGUUUGAGGAGGACGAAAAUCCACAACCUGUUCUUGUUUUGAUUGAUAACUUCCCAGAGGAAGAAAGAGUGGACCAGCUGCAUGCCGAGUUGGAAGAGACAGGCCGCCAGAUGGCAAAGUGGGGACAAAACUGUAACAUAUUCUGUGUAAUGUUAAUUAGCUACAGACGGGGAAAACAGACGUCAGAUCAUCAAAGUCAAAGGAUUUGGCUGACCCACAAUCUUCACGAAGAAGAACUCUUGUGGUUUAAAGAAAAACAUGCUACACUGGAAAAGCAUCACAUGGAGAACAAAGGAGUCGACCCAAAUACGUUGAUUGCAUUCAACAUCUUGAGGGAAAAUUUUAACCCUGAGUACAUCUCUAGAACUGUGCAAGAGUUUCUUGGCGGUAUCACGGAUAUCCGGGAGCAAACGCUUCUGAAAUUCGUCUCCCUUAUAAACUCAUUUGAUGUUGAUUUUAAGCCAAUUCCCAUCCCCUGCUUUGACCCUCUUAUGGUGCCUGACAGUACACAAAGGAAACUACUCCAAAAGAAAAGAUGGGAAUCUGAGCUCAGUUCUUCCAUGAAAAUUCUUCUAGUCAAGCGACCAACCCAGGGACUCAGAGGGACAUUACAAGGCUUGCGGGUUUCUAAUUUCCUUUUGUCUUGUGAAAUUUUGAAAAAGAUGUUGCUUUCCAGACAGGAAAGUGUGGUUGACGCCACAUUACAGCUUCUACAUGCACCCAUAUGGAAAGGAAAUGAUGUUUCACUGAAGGAACUUAAGUUCGUCAUCAAGAACCUCGUCAAGAAGAGAGCAUGGAUUCACGGGGGUAAAAGUACAAAGUUUUCACCUUUAAUAGAGAAAAUCCGAGAGGAGGAGUCUUUUGAUGAUGCAGCAAGUAUAAUGGACACAGUGUAUGAAAAAACUAACGAUGCAAUGGUUGCCCAGCAGAUUGCCCGGCUGUACAUCGAAGCUGAAAACUGGGAAAAAGCAUCAAAAUACGCAAAAGACUGUACUCGACUGAAAUCUCAAAAUUCUUGUAUCUGGGACACCUACGGACAAGUAUUCAAAAGAAAACUUAAAGCGCGUUAUGAGAAGACUAGAAAAGAGUAUACCGAUGUCUCUCAUCAGUGUACAAAAGAAGAACGUGAGGCCAUUCGCGAUGGUUUUAAGGCCAUUGACAUAUUUAGGCGAGAACAGACGAUCAGCAGAACCGAGAGAACAAUGGUCGUCUUGAACACAGCAGGCUAUUUUGGGGAGGUGCAGGUAACAACAAUUAUUCUAGACCUGUUGCGACUUUUGUCCCCGUUUGACGACAAGGACGUGCUUCACAGAUUCCUCGUGGAAUCUGAUUUUUACCCUCCAAAGGUAAUUGAUUCUUUUGGAGAAGAGAUAUGCAAGCGCCUAAAGUGCCUUGGAAAAGAUUCGUCUGAAGCUCUGACAUUUCUGGAAGAAGAUUUUCUACAUCUCAAAGAUGGCUCCGUCAACGACGACAGAAAGAAUGUACAUAGAAAUAACAAACAGAAACUGAUAGCUUUAACGGAACAUCAUUUGAGCUACUUUGGUGAAGAGGAAGAUUCAUUAACUGCAAACCUUAGUUCAGAGGAAGCUGCAGAGUUUCGACGACGGAGAGUCAAAAGACUUGUGGGCUGGUCACUUGGAAAAAUAUUGGAUGCGUCAUUUCAAGAAAAUGGCACAAGAUCCCAACAACAGGCCCAGGAGCUUCUUCAUCAAAAUAUCAGUUCAAAUCAACAAACUGUGUUUGACUACAAAUGCUUAAUUGGCAUAACUUUAACACAGUCCAUUAAUAACGAAAAUGUCAGAUACACGUUGACUGACCUAAUGAAAUACAGUCAAGAAAUGUUCGGCAUGAUCAAAGAAAGCGAUCGAGUGGAGCUGGAGGCGUAUCUUUACUUCGUCAUGUUUAACUGGCCAAUGGAAGAUGGACAGAAUGUUAACCGGUGUCAUUUAGGUAAGCUGAGAACAGCCAUUCUUCAGUGGAAAGAGGCAUUUUACAAGCAGUAUCCUGCUCAGAGAGAAGGAAGGCCUUUCCGAAGAAAAGAGACCACAAUAUUCCAUCUGGGGAACGGAGUUGAACUUCAACAGUACACACAUUACCGUCAGUUGCAAGGUAAUCAUAAAAUACGAGGGGAAAAGUUCUGGACAAACCCUGAGACCGUAAGUAAACUUCGGAUACUGGAGGGAACCUUGUUGCACGACGGGGCGGAAGUUCAAUUUCCGGUAUGCUCAGCUGAAGGUAAUGUCUCUCGAAUAACCAUUCCAAGCGGUAUGCUAAUACACGACAAGUCCCUGUGGAACAAACGGGUUUUCUUCUGUGUCGGCUUCAGCUGGUGUGGACCGAAAGCUAAUGGCAUCUCUGCGGAAGAUCCCACAAUGAUGGUGUCUAGAAAAUCGAUGCCUUCAAAAGAUUUCCUCCCGCUACAGCCUCAGAGAACUGGUGUCAACUCUCGCCGCUUUGACCUUAACUCUAGACAACUAUACCAACAACUCCAGCGUAUAGAUGACCUAAAGAGUAAGAAACGAUCCGGAAUAUGGCUUCCCCCAAAUGAGUGGAUGUUGGUCACACGAGAGAGAGAGCUCAGGAAUCGGCUUGACGCCAUCAUGGAUCAGGCCUUGGACGACACGCAAUUGCCGUACAACUAAGUCCUUGGUUGCCGUCCCUUUAUGCCUGUUGGCACCGUGAACCAAACUGACCAUUCAGCUCACAGCAUUUUUGUUCUUACUGCUCGCAUCAUGCAAAUUUAUGGAGAUGUUGACUGUCCAUUAGACUGUUUGAACAACAUCCAUUACCUUAAGUAACAUUAAUAUGGGACCUAAUGACCUAAUUCUAUGCAUUCCUUGACAUGUAGUGUGUAAUAUUGUACCAUAUUAUAUACCUGAUAUUUGUAGAAGUAUGUUUUAUCUUGAAGAUAAUGAAAAUAUAUGUUACCAUCGAAAAUAUGUCAUUUUGACUAUAAAUGUUAUUGAAAACUCGCAGUAUACAAUUUCAUAAACGCCACUUACUAGAAUGUACAUCUAUGAUUAUGCUAAUAUAUUUCUAUGAAUGCCCUGGACAUUGGCAAUCGGCGGUGGAAGGAGAGAGUUACACAAGCUUAAUGUCAUCGACACAGCUUAUUUUUUCAGCACGUAGGCCUGUAGCACGAAAUAUCCCUCGAUACUCUCUAAAAACGAUUGUGUACAAAUCUGCACAUUCACAGUGACAUGUAUAUCAGCUGUACACACAUGUAUACAGCGGUCACUGUGGUUGUCAUACAUGGAUUACACAAUUUGUGAACUGCUGGAACACAAAAUAAUGUGAAUGUGCAUUUUUGCACAUUUUUUUUGCACACUUUUUUGAGAAAAACUGGGAAAAAUGACUUUUGGUUAAGGAAUAUUGAGGAAUAUUGAUACUCAACAUGCCCGGUAUAUGUUUAUGUUUAUUUACUUCAGAUGGAAAUGUAUAUUUUUUGUCGACCUAUAGGUGUCGAUGUAGCAUUUUAAAAUUAAUUUACCUGUUUCUUAUGUUUAGUCCCACUGACAUAAUUUAUAAACACUUUAACGGUGAGCAAUUUACAUGUUGCCUAUUUAUAGUCCCACUGAGAUAAUUUGUAAACAGUCUAAUCACGAGUGAUUGAUAUGUCGCUUAUGUAGUCCCACUGAGAUAAUUUGUAACCAAUCUAACCAUGGAUAAUUAAAAUGUUGCCUAUGUAGUCCCACUCAUAUAACUUGUAAAUAAUCUAACCGUGGAUAAUUUACAUAUUGCCUAUGUAGCCCCACUGAGAUAAUUUGUAAACAAUCUAACCGUGGAUAAUUUACAUAUUGCCUAUGUAGCCCCACUGAUAUAACUUGCAAACAAUCUAACCGUGGAUAAUUUACAUAUUGCCUAUGUAGCCCCACUGAGAUAAUUUGUAAAUAAUCUCACCGCGAAUAAUUUACAUUUUGCCUAUGUAGCCCCACUGAGAUAAUUUGUAAACAAUCUAACCGUGGAUAAUUUACAUGUUGCCUAUGUAGCCCCACUGAGAUAAUUUGUAAAUAAUCAAACCGCGGAUUAUUUACAUUUUGCCUAUGUAGCCCCAAUAAGAUAAUUUGUAAAAAAUCUAACCGUGGAUAAUUUACAUGUUGCCUAUGUAGCCCCACUGAGAUAAUUUGUAAAUAAUCUCACCGCGAAUAAUUUACAUGUUGCCUAUGUAGCCCCACUGAGAUAAUUUGUAAACAAUCUAACCGCGGAUAAUUUACAUCUUGCCUCUGUCGUUCCACCGGCAUGAUUUUGCAACCAUAGGUAGGCCUAUUAUACAAGUUUCUUUCAAGGCCCAAUGACAUGACUUUUAAAUAUUUUAAUCCCGGAUAAUGUACGAUGUCUAUGUAGCCUUUGUAAUGUAUAUUUAUGUGAUAAAAAGUAGUUGUUUCAUACAUUUGUGCGGCGGAUCACUCAGAUCGAAUAUGCCAAUUAUUAAAAUUACAUUUUAACAAUGACAACCAAUGUCAUUUAACCCUGAUAGUUUAGCCUUUGUAAAUGAAUUUGUAACGUGCUGAUUUCCAUUUUAUAUCAUUUCAUAACAGUAUGAAAUCAUUAGUAUUUCACUGAUAUGGCCUUAUGAGUUUGAGUAAGCUGUAGAUAUACUUUGUGAAGUUAUGAAGUACAUGGAUGAUCGACAAAUCUAGAAGCAUGGGUACGGUGUUCAGUGCACUGCCUUAACUUAACACACGAAGUGUGCAUAACGUAUAGAUGCAUGCAGACAUGCAAUGUUUGAUGCAUGUACACUGUCUUUAUAAUGGCUAGGAAUGUGUAUUAAUGUUUAACAUCUGCUUAAUAAAGUGGCUGUCUAUCAUUAUGUUGGAUUUCUGUGCAGUUUUGUCGUAAUGGACAGUAUGUCUUGCCUAUUGUAAAUCAUUUGCUCACUGUGCUUUUUCGUUUGAAAUUAUAUUGACGGUA
This is a messenger RNA of Liolophura sinensis, 6973 nucleotides long. Its product is annotated as sterile alpha motif domain-containing protein 9-like. The coding region runs from base 1 to 4704 and encodes 1567 amino acids. The record is from RefSeq and is a predicted model, not a curated record. NCBI's taxonomy places the organism in Eukaryota, Metazoa, Mollusca, Polyplacophora, Chitonida, Chitonidae. The transcript is spliced from 2 exons. Gene Ontology annotation, cellular component: cytoplasm.